AGGCACGGAAGUGACGUCAUGAAAGGUCAGGGUUCAUUGUGGUGUCAACACAUGUGCGUCCGCCGGAGCCAUGCGUUUUGAGGUGGAAAACUAAAAAGUUUCAGCGGAUUUGUUGAUUAUUUGUGAACAUAAAAAAUGCCUAGAGACAUAUCAUCUUCAUCAAGCGAAGAUGAAGACGAUAACAAUACUACAGAGUCUCCUGUAGAGCCAAAAGAAACGGAUAAGAAGCCCACCAGGUACCAGUGUCCUGCUGACUUUGUGUCUUUCCGCCAUAAACCCUGCAGCAGCACUCUCACCAAGAGUCUGAAGAGCAAGGAGAAUGAGUUAUGGCUCAUUAAAGCUCCUGCCAGCUUCAACCCAGAAUGUUUCAGUGGCAUCAAGGUUCCUCUCUCAGGUCUCCGGACCCUGAAGGUUCCUUCUGCUGCAGGUAGCGUCCAGCAGAUCUACAGCGUCCUGGCCUCCACCCAGGGGACCUCGGAGCUCCGCCUGCUCACCAGCCACAAACCCUCCUCAGCUGCGGUGGCGUUCGGCCCCGAGUUCUCAGGCCUGCUGAACGUGUGUGAGAGUUACGGGGACAGCAGCGCCAACCAGUCCCCGCAGGUCAUCCCAGCAGCUGCAGCUCCCUCCAUACCUCCGGGGCUCAAACAGAGGUUCCACCCGUUCGGCAGUAAGACCCCCACAUGGAGCUGCGUGGCAGAGAUCGACGUGGACGUGGACCCCCUCCAGCCCUCGUCUGCAACGCUCCGCCCACAGGCUGCAAAACGACCCAUAGAGGAAACAUGGCAGGAGCAAGGAGAAGAGGAGGAGGAUGAAGGGAGGAAAAAGAAGAAGAAGAAAAAGAAAGAGAAGCGAUUAAAGACGGAGCAAGAAGAGGAAGAAGUGGUGAGAGUGAAAGAGGAACCUGGAGCUGAGAUUCAGGAUGAAGUGAUGACGGAGGGUGGUGACGUUUUGGAGGAAAAGAGGAAAAAGAAGAAGAAAAAGAAGGACAGGGAGCGAGAGAAGGUGGAGGAGGGAGUGAAAGAGGAACUGAUAACAAUAAAAUCUGAACCAAUAGACACUUUGUACGGUGAUGUAGUGGAGGGAUCGGGGAAGAAGAAGAAAAAGAAGAAGAAAAGCAAAAGUGAUGACGACUAGUUUGUCGUCACGCUGCAAAAAAGGUGUUAAAAAACAGAUAAAAACAGUAAAUCUGAGGGAAAUGAUCUUGCUGCAUGGACAGAUAAUUUCACUUGACAAGAUUUCUUAAAUUAAGAUUGUUAAAUCUAGAAAUAAGCAUGUUGAACACUUAAAAUAAGAAAUUAACUCUUAAAACAAGAUAAAUUAUCUAACACUUCUAAAUCUAAAGUCUUUUUCAUCUUGUAAGAAACAAAUAGUUUGCACAAAAAAGACACAAAAUGACUGAAAAAUUACACAAAAAGACACAAAAUGACAAAAAAAGACACAAAAAGAUACAAAAUGACAAAAAAAAACAGAAGAAGACACAAAUUGACUAAAAAAAACCCCAAGAUAAAUUAUCUAACACUUCUAAAUCUAAAGUUGUUUUUUUUUAUCUUGGUGAGAAACAAAUAAUCAUCAGAUCACUCUGCUCGGGCCAGUUCAUCGCUUUAAGAGUUAAUUUCUUUAAAAAAUUUGUCCUCACUUU
Molecule: messenger RNA, 1639 nt
Organism: Centropristis striata (black sea bass)
Lineage: Eukaryota; Metazoa; Chordata; Actinopteri; Perciformes; Serranidae
Gene: polr1g
Product: RNA polymerase I subunit G
Exons: 3
Coding region: 136-1134 (332 amino acids)
Biological process (GO): transcription by RNA polymerase I
Source: RefSeq, a predicted model, not a curated record